GGUGUGGUGGUCUCCCUCCGCGAUGCAAAGAUGGCAACCCGGCUCCCUUGCCCAGGCACCAAUUUCUUCCGCCCCUUCACCCAGGGGUCACUGGUGGAAAUCGAGAGGCGCGCAGCGGACAGGAAAAAAGCAGCAGAAGAGAGCCAUGAGGAGGAGGAACCGCUGGCCCCGCAUCCUGAUCUGGAAGCUGGCAAGAGCCUGCCACUAAUCUACGGAGACCCUCCCCCGGAGCUGCUCAACACGCCUCUGGAGGACCUGGACCCCUUCUACAAAGCACAGAAAACGUUCGUUGUGAUCAGCAAAGGGAACACGAUCUACAGGUUCAACGCUGACCCGGCUUGUUACAUUCUGAGCUCGUUUAGUUUGGUCCGGAGAGGAGCCAUCAAAAUUCUCAUACAUUCAUUAUUUAGCAUGUUCAUCAUGAUUACCAUUUUAUCGAACUGUGUGUUCAUGACGAUGAGUAACCCACCAGCGUGGAGUAAAACGGUCGAAUAUGUUUUCACUGGGAUUUACACAUUUGAGGCCACAGUCAAGGUCUUGUCGAGAGGUUUCUGUGUCGGUUCUUUUACAUUCCUUCGAGAUCCGUGGAACUGGCUGGAUUUCAUGGUGAUCAGCAUGGCUUACAUCACUGAGUUUGUUGAUCUGGGCAACGUAUCGGCCCUCAGGACGUUUCGAGUACUUCGAGCCCUAAAAACGAUUACUGUAAUCCCUGGUCUGAAGACGAUCGUGGGCGCUUUGAUCCAGUCCGUGAAGAAAAUGGGGGACGUUAUGGUUCUGACGGUCUUCGCCCUGGCUGUUUUUGCCCUCGUCGGUCUUCAACUUUUCAUGGGAAACCUGCGUCAGAAAUGCGUGCGAUGGCCCGUUCAGAUGAAUGAAACUGUGUUUGAAUUCUUCAACACCACCUCUAACGACACACUGAACUUCAACACCACCAUGGGUGUCAAUGAUACACUAUAUUCCAACAGUACCUUCAAUUUUAUUGAAUACAUUGAAAACCCGGAAAAUCACUAUUAUUUGGAGGGCAGCCAUGAUGCUCUAGUUUGUGGUAACAGCUCUGAUGCUGGAAAGUGCCCAGAAGGAUACACGUGCAUGAAGGCAGGGAGGAACCCUAACUUUGGUUACACCAGCUUUGACUCUUUCGGCUGGUCCUUUCUUGCCCUCUUCAGACUGAUGACACAGGACUUCUGGGAGAACCUUUUCCAACUGCUCUUAAGAGCAGCCGGUAGGACGUACAUGCUGUUCUUCGUGGUGGUUAUCUUUCUGGGCUCUUUCUACCUCAUCAACCUCAUCUUGGCUGUGGUGGCCAUGGCUUACGACGAGCAGAAUCAGGCAACCCAACUGGAGGCCAUCGAAAAGGAGAAAGAGUUCCAGCGACUCCUGGAACAGGUCAAACUUCAAGAGCAGGCUCAGGUUUAUGGAAGUCAAGCGACUCUGACCAGUAAAAAGUCUCUUAGUCAACAAACACCAUCUGAAAAGUCAGAUUAUGAGAAUAAUCUGAAGCAGGAUGAGGCUAUAAAGGACUGUAACGGGAGAAUUAUUCCUCGGUUGUUGAUCAGAGCCCCCACCAUGGACGAGUCUGCUGUAGAUUAUGAGUUGAAAAAGACGUCCCUGGACUCAUUGCCCGGCGCGCUGCAUCUGGAUGAACCGGGCCUGAAACAGAGAUCUGGAAGUGCUACAACUGUGCUUACUGCAGCUGCUAUGGAAGAGUUGGAGGAGGCUCAGAGGCCGUGCCCGCCAUGCUGGUACAAAUUUGCAGACAUGUUCUUGAAGUGGGACUGCUGUGCACCCUGGAUUGUCUUUAAAAAUUGGGUACACUUUGUGGUCAUGGACCCCUUCGUUGACCUGGCGAUUACCAUCUGCAUUGUGCUCAACACCCUUUUCAUGGCCAUGGAGCACUACCCCAUGACCCCGGAGUUUGACAACAUGCUCUCCGUUGGAAACCUGGUUUUCACCGGGAUCUUCACAGCUGAGAUGGUUUUCAAGCUUAUAGCCAUGGAUCCUUAUUACUACUUUCAAGUUGGCUGGAACAUUUUUGACAGCAUCAUCGUCACUCUCAGUCUGGUGGAGCUGGGGCUGGCCAACGUCCAGGGUUUGUCCGUCCUUAGGUCCUUCCGUUUGCUUCGCGUCUUCAAACUGGCAAAGUCUUGGCCUACGCUCAACAUGCUGAUCAAGAUCAUCGGUAACUCAGUGGGAGCGUUAGGAAACCUGACUCUGGUUCUGGCCAUCAUCGUCUUCAUUUUUGCUGUCGUGGGCAUGCAGCUCUUUGGAAAGAGCUACAAGGACUGCGUGUGCAAGAUCUCCGAAGACUGCGAGCUGCCACGGUGGCACAUGAAUGACUUCUUCCACUCGUUCCUCAUCGUCUUCCGCAUCCUGUGCGGUGAGUGGAUCGAGACCAUGUGGGACUGCAUGGAGGUGGCGGGUCCUUCCAUGUGUUUAAUCGUCUUCAUGAUGGUCAUGGUCAUUGGGAAUCUAGUGGUGUUGAACCUUUUCCUGGCCCUACUUCUCAGCUCCUUCAGUGGAGACAACCUCUCAGGAGGGGACGAGGAUGGAGAGAUGAACAAUCUCCAGAUUGCUAUCGGGAGAAUUACACGAGGCAUCGACUGGUUGAAAACGUUUAUCGUUCAAAGAGUCCAGCAGAUCCUCGGCAGAAAGUCCAAAGAGCCCGAUGAGGGUUCGGUGGACGAUGUUGACUCUAAAACAGAGGCAAUCGAAAUGAAUCAUCUGAACACAUGUCCCACUUUUAAAGUGGCAGACGGUAUAUUAGAUUGUCCAGUUGAAGGUCGACCCUCUGGUUUCAUUGUGGAUGGAGAGAUCUGUCUGAAUGUGCCGAUCGCUGAAGGAGAAUCAGAUUUUGAAAAUCUGAGUGAGGAUGAUGACGAUGAGGAGGAGGACGAAGAGGAUGCAAAUAACUCAGAGAUGACAUUUGAGAAAGAUACCCAACAAAUUAAAAAAAGCUCUGGGGAUGAAACCAGUGUCCUGGGACAUAUCAAACUGAUGGGUGCUUUCGAUGAUAACUCUUCGGUGUGCAGUACAGUAGUCCACCAAUCUCCAGAGCCUGAACCUGAAGAAAUAGUGGAAGAAGAACCUGAGCCUGUGGAGCCAGAGUCCUGCUUCACUGACAAGUGCGUGAUGAAAUGGCCAUGUUUGACUGUGGACACUUCUAGUGGCAAAGGAAAGCUAUGGUGGAAUCUUCGUAAGACUUGCUUCAUUAUAGUGGAGCAUGACUGGUUUGAAACCUUCAUAAUCUUCAUGAUCCUCCUCAGCAGUGGAGCUUUGGCUUUUGAAGACAUACACAUAGAAAGACGGCGGACCAUCAAAAUUCUUCUGGAGUAUGCUGACAAGGUUUUCACUUACAUCUUUGUCAUUGAGAUGUUCCUUAAAUGGGUCGCUUACGGCUUCAAGACGUACUUCACCAACGCUUGGUGCUGGUUAGACUUUUUCAUUGUGGAUGUUUCCCUGGUUAGUUUAGUGGCCAACUGGCUCGGAUACUCAGACCUUGGACCAAUCAAAUCCCUCAGAACCCUCAGAGCGCUUAGGCCUCUUCGAGCACUAUCAAGAUUUGAAGGCAUGAGGGUUGUGGUGAACGCGCUUGUUGGAGCGAUUCCCUCCAUCUUCAACGUGCUGCUGGUGUGUUUGAUUUUCUGGCUCAUCUUCAGCAUCAUGGGAGUUAAUCUGUUUGCUGGGAAGUUUUACCGUUGUGUCAACACCACCACAGGGGAGCUUUUCCCCAUGUCUGAGGUUAACAAUCACAGCGAAUGCACGGCCCUCAAGGAGGCCACACAGGACGCUCGCUGGAUCAACGUCAAAGUCAACUAUGACAACGUUGGACAGGGCUACCUGUCUCUGCUUCAAGUGGCAACCUUUAAAGGUUGGAUGGACAUCAUGUACGCUGCUGUGGACUCAAGAGAGGUUGAGGAACAGCCGUCUUAUGAGAUCAACCUUUACAUGUAUCUCUAUUUUGUCAUCUUCAUCAUCUUCGGUGCUUUCUUCACCUUAAACCUUUUCAUCGGUGUCAUUAUUGACAAUUUCAACCAACAAAAGAAAAAGUUUGGGGACAAAGACAUAUUUAUGACUGAAGAGCAAAAGAAAUACUACGAGGCCAUGAAGAAACUGGGUUCCAAGAAGCCGCAGAAGCCGAUUCCACGCCCAACAAACCCGAUCCAGGGCAUGGUGUUUGACUUCAUCAGCCAGCAGUUCUUUGACAUCUUCAUUAUGGUUCUCAUCUGCCUCAACAUGGUGACCAUGAUGGUGGAAACAGAUGACCAAAGUCCAGAGAAGGAGGAUUUUCUUUUUAAAGUAAAUGUGGCUUUCAUUGUCGUCUUCACCGGAGAGUGUGUGUUGAAGCUCUUUGCACUGCGACAGUACUUCUUCACCAACGGCUGGAACAUUUUUGAUUUCAUUGUCGUCAUCUUGUCAAUCGCUGGUACAAUGCUCUCAGAUUUAAUUGAGAAGUACUUUGUGUCACCGACUCUCUUCAGGGUGAUCAGGUUGGCCAGGAUUGGCAGGAUUCUGCGGAUUAUUAAAGGAGCAAAGGGUAUUCGGACGCUUCUCUUUGCUCUGAUGAUGUCCCUUCCUGCCCUGUUCAAUAUUGGUCUGUUGCUCUUCCUUCUCAUCUUCAUCUUCGCCAUCUUUGCCAUGUCAAAUUUCGCCUACGUCAAAAAGGAGGCUGGAAUUGACGACAUUUUUAACUUUGAGACAUUUGGCGGUAGCAUUAUCUGCUUAUUCCAGAUUACAACAUCAGCAGGCUGGGAUGGGCUUUUACUUCCGAUGCUCAACCGGGAGCCUCCGGACUGUGAUCCAGAGUGUGAAAAUCCAGGUACGGAUGUAAAAGGUAACUGUGGCAGCCCACUGAAAGGUAUGGUGUUCUUCUGCAGCUACAUCAUCAUUUCCUUCUUAGUUGUGGUCAACAUGUACAUCGCCAUCAUCUUGGAGAACUUCAAUGUCGCCCAGGAGGAGAGCGGCGACGCGCUCUGUGAGGAAGACUUUGAGAUGUUCAACGAGACGUGGGAGAGGUUUGAUCUAAACGGAACGAUGUUCAUCAAGUACAGCCAGCUCUCAGAUUUCUGUGAUGCCUUGCAGGAACCAUUGAAGGUUCCUAAGCCCAAUAUGCUUCACCUGAUCAAAAUGGACCUGCCCCUGGUGAUUGGGGACAGGAUCCACUACCUGGAUGUUCUGUUGGCCGUCACGCAGAUGGUGCUGGGAGACACAGUGGAGAUGGCGGCCAUGGCCAAGAGCGUUGAGAUUAAGUUCACCCAAAGCAACCCCACAAAAGACUCCUUUGCACCAAUUACCACAACUGUACGCCACAAAGAAGAGCAGAAGGCUGCUGUUGUCAUUCAGAGGGUUUACCGCAACCAUCUUCUGAAGCGCUGCGUACGCCAGGCUGCUUUUAUGCAUCGGUUAAAGAGGAUGGGUAGGAAGAACGAUGGUGGUGAUCCUCCUGAAAAAGAGGGUCUGCUUGCUCGAAGGUUGGGGGUGCUCUAUGGGAGUAAUACAGACCUCGCCGAGGAAAUGGAGCGAAGUGAUCUACAAACGCUAGCAACCCAAGAACACCUUAAUACAGAGACAACGUUACACUGUGAAGGGUCCCGUUGUGAUCAAGAGCCCCCUGAGCCAAACGUCAUCGUUGUCCCUGUUGAAAUUACAAACGAGGUCUUGUUACAUUCUGCCCCCAGUCGACAGCUCUUCACCUUACAAGAAAACCUGAAAGAGUCAGAUGUAUGA
Molecule: messenger RNA, 5724 nt
Organism: Nematolebias whitei (Rio pearlfish)
Lineage: Eukaryota; Metazoa; Chordata; Actinopteri; Cyprinodontiformes; Rivulidae
Gene: scn4aa
Product: sodium channel, voltage-gated, type IV, alpha, a
Exons: 26
Coding region: 31-5724 (1897 amino acids)
Biological process (GO): membrane depolarization during action potential; neuronal action potential; sodium ion transmembrane transport
Cellular component (GO): axon; plasma membrane; voltage-gated sodium channel complex
Molecular function (GO): calcium ion binding; protein binding; voltage-gated sodium channel activity
Source: RefSeq, a predicted model, not a curated record